Lycium barbarum (goji berry) is the source of this 3349-nucleotide messenger RNA. RefSeq names its product pentatricopeptide repeat-containing protein At1g62930, chloroplastic-like. Bases 173 to 1033 code for a protein of 286 amino acids. The transcript is spliced from 2 exons. Lineage: Eukaryota; Viridiplantae; Streptophyta; Magnoliopsida; Solanales; Solanaceae. Gene Ontology annotation, molecular function: protein binding. The record is from RefSeq and is a predicted model, not a curated record.
GUAUCAUCUGCAUAUAGGAGAUGUGAUAUCAUCAUUGAUCCGUGGUCUUUUGUAUCUACUCGAAAGCUUUUUAUCCAGCCAAGAUGUGUUGCCUCGCUAGUCAUUCUACCAAACCCCUAUGACUAAAAUAAAAAGUAAAUAAGAAAGAGUGUCCCCUUGCCGUAAAACCCCUAUGAGCAGAGAAAAACCUACCGGUGUACCAUUUAUCAAAAUUGAGAAUUUGACUGUGGAUGGAUAUUGCUUGCGUGGUCAACUGGAUAGAGCAAGGAGAGUUUUUUAUUCCAUGAUAGAUAAGACCAUUGAACCUGACAUUAUUAGCUAUAGCGUACUAAUAAAUGGAUACUGUAAGAAAAAGAAAUUGGCCGAGGCCAUGCAAUUGUUCCAUGAAAUUUCUCAAAAGGUAUUAAAAACGGUUACUGUUACCUACAAUACUAUCUUGCAAGGUCUAUUUGAAGUUAAAAGAAUAGGCGAUGCAAAAAAUAUCUUUGCUGAGAUGCUAUCUACGGGGCCCGUACCUAACUUAUGCACUCAUUGCAGUUUGCUCAAUGGUUAUUUUAAGUAUGGACUUGUUGAAGAAGCUAUGUUACUUUAUAAUAGGUUGGAAGGAAAGAGAGAAAAUAUUGAUAUUGAAUUCUACAAUGUUGUCAUUAAUGGAUUGUGCAAAAAUGGUAUACUCGACAAAGCUCAUGUGAUUUUUGAGAAGCUUUCUUUAAUUGGAGUGCUUCCGGAUGUGAUAACAUACACUAUAAUGAUAAAUGGAUUUUGUCUUGGAGGGUUUUUGGAUGAAGCUAAAGAUAUGCUUAGAAAUAUGGAGGACAACGGUUGUUUGCCAGACAAUGUCACUUACAGUGUGUUUGUGCAAGGAUUUCUGAGGUGUAGCAAAAUUAGUGAAAUGACAACUUUCAUGAAGGAAAUGGCCGGAAGGAGCUUCUCAUUUGAUGCAACUACAUCUGAGCUACUGGUAAAGGUUAUAAUUGAGAAUCCUUCCGUCCUUGACAUGAUACCAGAGCUUUACUCGGAUUAUAAGAAGUGAAUAUUUCUUUUGCUUGGUUUAUUCGGCUGUACAAAAGAAAUCAGAUUGCAUUAUCACAUUUGAUGCAAUAUCUUGAGCUUUCCAGGCAGGCUUAUUAAUGAGUUACAUCACUUUUGAUAUUUUUAUUGUUUUUCGAAUCUUCUUUAUCUUGGAUAUCAUAUCUUACUGCGCUUUUAAUAUGAUAAAUAACGUGAGUUCCCUUAUGUGUACACAUUAUAAGUCUUGGGAUAUCAUUUUCAGUGCUAUUUAUUUACCUUAAGGUAUUAUCAUUUUCUAUCUUUUUGAGAAUCUAUCACAACUGCCUGCAACUUAUAAGUUGUUAUAGAAAUCGGAAACAAUCUUUCUUUUUUGAUAUUUUGUAAAGCUUGGUACAUCAACCAUAAUUGGAACACCAGAUCUUAUAAGAUCAACCCCCUCGUUCUGUCCCUAAACAAUAUAGUAUGAGUAUUUGUGAUUUUCCUGAAAUUGAAUUAGAACUUGUUCAAAUUUAAUGGGUUAUACUGUUGGUGAUAGAUCAACACCAUAUUCAAAUUAUUUAAGAAUAUAUUUUUGGAGGUUUAUAUAUGAUCUAAAAGUACUGGAUGCUUUACUGGGAAUUUACAUUUUCAUAGAACAAUAGUUGUGUCUAAGAUAAUCUCAUUGGUCCUUUGAUAAGUCCUUGCUAUUCGGAAAAGGUUGUGCUUCAUAUCGUCGUUGACAACUAACUUAAAAGAUGGAGGGAAGGGAUUUCUUUUUCAGAUGUAGAAAUCUGUUUGCAAUUCUCUACUGUAAUUGUUUAUUUCUUUAUUCUAGAUUAUGCAUUUUAAUUUGAAUAGGGACCCAUGUCUUGUCUUAUACUUCAGCACUGUGUUGAAGUGUUGGUAACUUAGUGAGAUGGACGCAAUAGAGCUUUCCAUGAUCAUGUCUGCACGUGUAGGCUACACGAUAUAGCUUCCUAUUGGACACGAUUAGAUAGGAGUGAAGUAUAUCUAGGAUUUUUUUUUUUUUUUGGGAGUAUAUCUAGUUUCUUCUAUGUUUCGUACAAAAUUAACCUCGUCUCUAGAAUCAUUUGAAUGUCAAUUGUCAGCUGUGAUCUUUUGGUAAUUUAAUUCUCUUUCAUUAAUAUAAUAAAGUGCAUUUGAUGUAUAUGAAUUUUUAGGUGACAAUACCGACAAUUCCAGGCUUAAAAGUUUUGCAAGAUGAACGUCAGGAACUUCGGGACAGAAGAGGUGAAUUCAAAGGCUCUUCUCAUAUGAAAGCAGCAAUGUGCAGUAUCGAGAUGACAGUGUUGCAAAAGUUUGAAGAAGUUGGAUCUCUCUGAUUGCAAGCAACUCAGAAGAACUCCAAACUUCAAUGGUUCAUGAAGUCUAGAGACUUUGUUGUUCAAGGCUGACGGAGAUCCACAAGUCAAUAGGAAAUUUGGACAGACUAAUUGAUUUAUGGAUCUUCCGAGCAACAUAUGCCAGCUAAAAUCCCUUGAAUCCUUGGACAUUAGGAGCUACUCAUCUAUACAGACGCUGCCAGAUUACAUUGGAGAGAUGCGAAAUCUACAAUAUCUUUUUGUACUUGAUACGUCUACAAAACAAUGGCCUGGAUCUAUUGAAAUGCUAAGAGAUCUUGAAGUUUUGGAGGUGGAAGGUCAUUAUUUCCAUAGUAAUAAUCUUGCAUCUUGGUCUAAUGUAUUGCAGGAGUUAAAUAUUUAUCUCCACUGCAAUGGGAUUCCAGAUUUGCGCAACAAUCAAGUAACAACUUCAUCUCUCUGCUUCGCUAUGGAGACACAUAAAGAGUAUCAAAUUUUUAGAAAUGAUUGUCUCAUGUGUUUGCAAGCUUGUCAAUGUUCGCUUUUCUAGUGGUGGCCAAGGCUUCUGCUGCUGUACUAUUGCCGAUAAAGAGACAAUGAUGUACUGCCUGCUGCACAACUGUCAUGUGUACUCUACAGAUAUUGCUUACAAGAAUCUUUUGAUGGCCAGAUGAAUUCGCUAUGUGUCCGUAACUCAACGCAAGAGAUUGUGAUCCUCUGUCUUCAUUUUUAAGUAUCAAUUCUGCAGAUGACUUGUCAUGUUAUUUAUCUUAUGAACUGCUGCGUCCUUUCUGAUACAAAGUUCGUGUCUGAAGCUUUUAAUAUUUAUUCUCUUUUGUAUCUUUAAGGGUGAAAUAAUUGAUUUGUUGUUGAAUUCAAGAUUUUCCCAUUGUUUAAUGGUAGUAGCUAGUAUGAGUUAUGACUGAGGUGCGAAUGGGGCUACAAGUUUAAACUUGUUCUUUGGUUACUGUUCAUUUGGCUAAGUAUAGGCCACUGCAACUCUCAUUUUUACUAAUAAAGUAAUAAUUCUUCAUUCU